AUGGCGGACGAAAGCUUAGCACCUUUUCACCGGAAUCGAAAGAGAUUGCCUUGGAAACAGCGUCAGCAUGAAUCUUCCAGUAAAGCCAAUCAACAGCUCGUCAAGAUGAAGCAGCCAUCGUCUUCUGGUGGAACCGACCUUCGAAUCUCUUCACCCAACAUUUUGACUCGAAAUGGAAUCGAAGUGGCUACACAACUAGAGGAUCUUAAGGCACUGGAAGCUGCAAAGAGAGCAAAGGAGGCAUCCCUUAAACUCGCUGAGUCACGACUAGAAAAUAGACUAUCUCGCCCGGGGAACGAAAAUGGUGAUGACGCCGCCCAGCAUGGCCUAAGAGGAGAGGUGUCCACUCUCAAUCAAUCAAUUGAGGUUCUCGAAGAACAGAUCGAUAAAGGAAGGUAA
Molecule: messenger RNA, 399 nt
Organism: Protopolystoma xenopodis
Lineage: Eukaryota; Metazoa; Platyhelminthes; Monogenea; Polystomatidea; Polystomatidae
Source: the annotation of a GenBank genome assembly